This is a messenger RNA of Labrus bergylta (ballan wrasse), 2618 nucleotides long. The record is from RefSeq and is a predicted model, not a curated record. Lineage: Eukaryota; Metazoa; Chordata; Actinopteri; Labriformes; Labridae.
GUCCAGCUGCAGAGGAUCAGAGAUAAAAACAGUGUGAGGAGGAGAGCGUCUGUUUUUAUAGAACAUCUUUGAAGUCUGACCUCAGAUGGAAACACUCACAGAGCCUCUACUCUUUUAAAAACACUAGAAGAAGAGUUCACAUGGGAACUAAACUGAUAACAUCAGGCGUGUUUGAUAUGUUAGCUAUUCCUGCCUAGCAUAGAACAGGCUAGCAGUUUCCCUCUGUUUCCAUUGUUUGUGCUAAGCUAGGCUAACGACCUCCAGCUGUCUCUGAGUUCUGUUUGUUUCAGACGCUGAUCUGAAGGUGUGUCUGUGUCCCCCCCUCUUCAGGUCCAGGUCCGGUCUGAGUCGCCCCCCCGUCGGCGUAGGGUCGUGGUUCUGACGGGUCGUCACUCGAGCUCUGACACCGAGAUCCAGCUGUACCAACGAGUCCUGCAGCAGCUCGACUACCAGGUCCAGAGAUCACGCUACGCCGAGACGAGCAGCUCGCUACGACUAAACACCGGUGUGGGUGGGUGGAGCCUGUUACUGUGUCUCAGCUCCGCAGAGAGCAGCUGUCUGAGGAGGAUCUCCUUCUCUCGCCUGCAGCUCCAUCAGACGGUGAACCUGCUUCCUGAGCUGAUGGAGGCGUUCUCCGAUGCAGGGGCAGGCCUCUGUCACUUCCUCGCUCGCUCGUACCUGACAGGGUCAGAAUUACCCAUGAGGCCUCACUCCUGUGGACUGACCAAUCAGAAGCUGCAGGUUCCUCAGGAGGUUGUGGACAGUGACUCACCUGUCGAAGCCCCACCUCCUGCUCUGGUUGCCAUGGUGAAUGUUUACGUCCUGGUGACAUCAGUGAACCCGCUCAUUUCCUUCAUGCAUGCCAUCAGCGUUGUGAUGACCAAUCAGGAGCAGAGGGGGCGGGCCUUAAAGCUCAGCGACUUCCUGCUGCAGCAGUUAGGACCAAACACUUCCCAUGAUGCUUUGGGGCAGGUGAAGAGGGUGAUAGGUGAGGUGCUGCAGGCGGCCCUGUCGACCAAUCAGGAGAAAGAAACACUCAACAGGUGUGUGUUGUGCUACCAGCUGAUGACCUUCACUCUGCAGUUCAGCGGCUCGGUCACACCUGUCGUGGUCCAGGUAGACGUUGAUCUGAAUGUUUCUUCUCUGAGUGAUGACACCUUUGACAGACAGAUCACCAAAGACCUGAUCCUGGAGGACACACUGCACUUCCUGCUGUCCUCACACACACACCUGUCCUCAGAGACGCAGACAGAAGGGAGACAGUACGGUGGCUGCAGAGGGACACUGGGCGUCUGUUUGACAGAAGAAGAGUUUCUUCUUCUUCUACAGUUUCAGCAGCAGAUUAAAACACCCUCAGCUUUUCGCCUGCUGUACCCCAGCCUCUCCUCCACCUCCUCCUCCUCCUCUUCCUCCUCCUCCUCCUCUUCCUCCUCCUCCUCCUCUUCCUCCUCCUCCCCGCCUCCUCCUCUCAGCGUCUCAGAUCUUCUGAUAAGUAUCGUUCGACUCUACGAGCUCCAGAGAAAUCAAAGCCUCGGAACUGAUGAGGCAGAAAAUCCGACCAAUCAGGAGUCAGCUCUGUCGAUUUCGCAGGAUGAAGGCUCCUGUGUGGACCCUCACCUGAGACAGAUCUACACGGACCCGCCCCUCACUCUGACUCCGCCCUUUAACCCCACCUUGAAGGAGUAUCGUGCCGAGGUGACCUUUGACACAGUGACCGUUAGAAUCCGUCCUGAGCCCGUCAGCUCUGCGUGUCGGGUCCACCUUGAUGAGCACGGAGGGCCCAGGAUGGCGAACUACCCGGUCGGCCUCGGCAACAGCCGGAUCAGCAUCCUGGUGACAGACGAUGCUGAGACGGAGCCCGUCGUCAUGACGAUCUACACCGUGCAUGUGUACCGUGAAAGCCAGCCCAGUCUGCCCAUGUUCGGAGAUCAUGUGACCUGCAGCUUCCUGCAGGUAGGUUAGCUGCUCUGCUAUUGGCUUGAUAGCAUAGCACACCUGUAAGUCAUAGUACCUGUGAUAUUACUGGAAGCUAAAAACAGGAUUUAAAUAAAAUAUUCAACAGUUGACUCCUCCCAGGAUCUUUGAGAACAACCUCACGUUGUACAAGACGAUGAUUAGGUCACCAUGGUAUCUACCUGUGAAUCUCAGGUAGCCCCGCCCUCCAUACUAUCAGACAUGUCUGAAGGUUUGUUUGAAUCUGCAGCAUAAGAGUGAUCCUGUCAGGUUCUUCUUCGUUGGUGCUGAAUGCGUUCUCUGUCUGAUAUUGCCCUCCUCACCUGUGCUCUGACACACCUGUGGGCCUCACUCCCUCUCAGGUGGAUGAAGGGCGGGGGGUUCGGUCAUGCUGUGGGGCCCCUGGUGUGGGGUCCCUGGUGAACAGAAGGGUUCAUUGAUACUCAGGGUGGGGUCUGCUCUUUGAAGUUUGUCCAUGGGAAGAUUAAAGACAGAGGACAGGUAGAAACACACACAGGUGUUCUGCAGCGACGGUGUGCCUGCUACUUUCAUGAGGUAACACAACUUUAUAUUUAUAUAGUAAACAAAAAGAUAAUUAAACCUCAGAGUUUUCUGUGACAUAAAAAUGUGAUUAAUAAUAGAGAAUUUAUGAUUUGACGAUGAUU